This is a messenger RNA of Eurypyga helias (sunbittern), 811 nucleotides long. RefSeq names its product glucagon-like peptide 2 receptor. NCBI's taxonomy places the organism in Eukaryota, Metazoa, Chordata, Aves, Eurypygiformes, Eurypygidae. The transcript is spliced from 6 exons. The annotation marks the transcript as partial. Gene Ontology annotation, biological process: cell surface receptor signaling pathway; adenylate cyclase-modulating G protein-coupled receptor signaling pathway. Gene Ontology annotation, molecular function: peptide hormone binding; glucagon receptor activity. Gene Ontology annotation, cellular component: plasma membrane. The record is from RefSeq and is a predicted model, not a curated record.
AUGCCCAUGGUUAGAGACGAUCAGGUUCAGGAGCACCUAAGGAAGCUGAAGGUGCACAAGUCCGUGGGACCUGGUGGAAUACCUCUAUGGAUCCUAAAAGAUCUAGCAGAAGAAGCUGUUAAACCUCUAUCCGUCAUAUUCGAAAAGUCGUGGCAGUCUGGAAUAUACUGUAAUGGGACAUUUGAUCAAUUUGUUUGCUGGCCUUACUCACCCCCAGGAAAUGUCUCUGUUCCUUGUCCUUCAUAUUUGCCAUGGUUGGAAAACGGGAAUGUAGGAAAUGUAUACAGAGUCUGCUUGGAUGAAGGGACUUGGCAAACAAGAGAAAACUCCACAGACAUUUGGCGUGAUAGUUCAGAAUGUUCUGAGAAAAAUCAUUUCCAAAAAAAAGAAGAAGAACAUAAAUUACUUACCACAUUACAGCUGUUGUACACUAUAGGAUAUUAUUUUUCUCUCAUCUCACUUCUACUAGCUCUACUUAUACUCUCUUUGCUCAGAAAACUUCACUGCACAAGAAACUACAUCCAUAUGAAUUUAUUUGCAUCUUUUAUUUUGCGUGCCACAGCAGUUCUUAUAAAAGACACUGUAUACUACAAUAUUUAUUCCAAAAGACCAAAUGAUGAAACUGGAUGGAUAUUAUAUCUCAGUCCUGAGAUUGUAAUCAUUUGCAGGACUGUCCAGUUUUUCAUGCAUUACUUCAUUGGGGCAAAUUAUUUUUGGCUAUUAGUAGAAGGAAUUUAUUUGCGUACGUUACUGAUAACAGUUGUCCUCUCUGAAAGACGACUGCUACAGACAUACGUUGUGAUAGGAUGGG